Messenger RNA from Trichomonas vaginalis G3, 1665 nucleotides. RefSeq names its product keratin-associated protein family. The record is from RefSeq and is a predicted model, not a curated record. The annotation marks the transcript as partial. Lineage: Eukaryota; Parabasalia; Trichomonadida; Trichomonadidae. The transcript has a single exon.
UACUCUGUUCUCAUUGCAUACAUUCAAGAAAUACUUAAGAAAGCAGACUUGACUUUAGGAGAUGAUGAAAGUUCUGUAUAUCUUUCGUUCCAGUUUCAAAUAGCAGAACUUUUGAGACAGAUAUGCUUAAUGUAUGACAACAUCUCUGAUUUCACAAGAUAUGAUGACGACCAUGACCCCGAACACGGUGAAGAAGAAGUUUUACAAACAUCCAUUAAGACAGGAAAGGUUUUAACACAAAGUCUCAUUAUUGACACCAAAGAUGGUGAAGUGGAUGUUCUUCAAGAGCUGAAGAAAAAUACUUCUGAAGGAGGUGGUGGUAGGCAUGAACUUGAAAUAAAUGAGAUAGAAGAGAAAUUAGCCGAAAAGGCAGAUAAAAACCAUGUUCAUUAUAUAAGUUCAGAUGAACAGAUUAUAACGGAUUAUCAUGGAUAUCUAACACAGGAUGAAGAAGUGAAGACGAAAGAUGUUAAUGAAAGAAGAUAUAAAUUCAUUCGUGCUAAAGGUUAUGACAUACGCUGUACUGUACAGUAUGACACAGGUAAAGCACCAGAAGCAUUUGGUUAUAACAAUGAAAUUUAUGCUUCAUACUUCUUUGUUAACGGUGUAUUAGUUGAACCAAGAUUUACAUUGAGAAUAAGUAGAAAAAUAACGUUUGAAGAUGCUAUUAAAAGUAAAGCUGACAAAGAUGAACUUGACGCAACGAACAAAGUUUUGAAAUCUCAUAAACACAAUAUCUCCGAUAUAAAUGAACUUCAGGCUACGUUAGAUAAAAAAGCAGAUAAAGAACAUACACAUGAAUCCUUCACUACUGUUAGAGCAGACGACAUAAUAUUGAACUAUACCCUUGGUUCAAGUGCACCUUUAGAGAAUCCAAGUACAAGCGUAAAAGAUACACUAAACUCCUUAAAUAACAAAUGUAUGAAUAUCGAAGGUCAUGUCAGAAACUUUGAAACACAUGAACUACCAGCAAUGUUAGAUAAGAAAGCUGACAAAGAACAUACACAUAACUCCUUCUCAACUGUUAGAGCAGACGACAUAAUAUUGAACUAUACUUUAGGUUCAAGUGCACCUUUAGAGAAUCCAAGUACAAGCGUAAAAGAUACACUAAACUCCUUAGAUAACAGAUGUAUGAACAUUGAAGGUCAUGCCAGAAACUUUGAAGCAUAUGAACUACCAACAAUGUUAGAUAAGAAAGCAGACAAAACAGAGCUUCAAACAAUGAAGACUGAAAUAUUUCAAACCAUAUAUCCUGUUGGUUCUAUUUAUACGUCAAUGAACUCAACAAAUCCAGCAAGUGUUUUAGGUUUUGGUGAAUGGAAGCAGAUUGUAGACAAAUUCUUAUACUGUGCUAAAUAUUCAAAGCAAACAGGAGGCUCAAAGAAAAUUAAAGAAGCAAACCUUCCACCGCACACUCAUACAGGAACGACAAACUUUUCUGGCGACCAUAUACACUCAUUAAGAGACCAUCCAUUAUACAACUCAGAAUAUGAAGCUGGCAAUGACGUUUUAUCUCCAUCUUAUAACAAUUCAGCAAAAAAGACUUUUCGACAAACUGAACCAGGAGGAAAUCAUUCACACACUUUCACAACAAAUCCAACAGGCUCGGGUGCAGAUUAUAUGCCACCAUUUGUGACUGUAUUCGCAUGGUACCGCGUUCAAUGA